CUGGGUUGGUGGCUGAAGAAAACUGAAGGGAAAACGUUGCCGGAAACUGGCCAGGGUGGCGGUGUCCGGUCAAAGGGGAUCCGAAGGCUGAGCGAUUUGUGGGGGAAAGGGCUGAACUGUGGUGUUUGUGUGCGGAAGGUGUGCGACGGGAGAAAUCCCAUUGUUUGUGAACAAUCAGAUACUGGAAAAUAAGUGCUCAUCAUGGCUGAGUUGUCAUCUGAAGAAAUUCAACUGAGGGCCCAUCAGGUUACAGAUGAAUCUUUGGAAAGCACAAGGAGGAUUCUUGGCAUGGCCAUUGAGUCCCAAGAUACAGGAAUCAAAACCAUCACCAUGCUAGACGAACAAGGGGAGCAGCUAAACCGUAUAGAAGAAGGCAUGGACCAGAUAAAUAAAGACAUGAGAGAAGCUGAGAAGAACUUGACAGAACUCAACAAGUGUUGUGGCCUUUGUGUCUGUCCUUGCAAUAGAACAAGGAACUUUGAGUCUAGUAAGUCUUAUAAGACAACUUGGGGUGAUAGCGUUGAAAAUUCAGAUCAUGUGGUAUCUAAACAACCGGCACGUGUAGUAGAUUAUCAGCAGCAGAACUCAGGAGGACCAUCUGGAGGUUACAUUGCACGGAUAACAAAUGAUGCCAGAGAGGAUGAGAUGGAAGAAAACCUAACUCAAGUGGGAAACAUCUUGGGGAAUCUGAAACAUAUGGCUAUGGAUAUGGGAAAUGAGAUUGAUUCACAAAACAAACAGAUAGACCGGAUAAAUGAGAAGGCUGAAACCAACAAAGACCGUAUUGAGCAAGCCAAUGUAAAAGCCAAAAAACUCAUUGACAACUAGAAGCCUGAUGCCAAUUCUUUAUCCAAUUGAAACAAUUUCCUCAAUUUCCAAAGAAGAGAGGUAGCAGAAUUCUAAAGGAACAAUGAAGCAGGAACUGCAUCAUAAACCGUUUUGGUUGCACGUGUAUAGGCUUGGUUUGAGAAUCUGAGAAAGCAGCACAACAGAAAAUGGGCUUUCAUGCUCUUUUGGUAUAUUCUCAGGGCUUCAUUUUCAUUGAGUCUUUUCAUGGUUCCUUCUCCUUUCAUUUCCUUUGUUUCCUCCCUUCAUAAUUGGAUGGUAACAACUGAACAAAAAAGCUGAAGAAAAUGUGCUUCACAGGAUUUAAUUACCUCAAUGCUGCAUGUCAUUGCCAAAAGGGUGAAUUGGUGAUUUUCAUAAACUGUGUGUCUUAAAUUUAUAGUUUUAGAAGUUGCUUCAUUUCUUUAUCAAGCCUUACAUGAUACGAAGAGAUCGAGGAAACUUUAUCUUGUACCAGUUGAAACAUGUGGUUUAGUGGCUGCUACUUUGGGUAAUGGGGCUCUAAAACACAAGAUUGUUGACCAGUAAGUUGUAAAAUAGAGGGGAAAACAACGCUAUCAGUGAAUAAGCCAUAGCCAUCUUCAGCCCUGAAUGCUAAGGAGACAUUAUGUUAUAUUUUUGGCAAGCCUAUAUCAUUUGUAUAUGCAUUAGGGUCUAUUCUCCAUUUCCACACUGGCUGAUGGUGUUUGAUAGCACCAUCCUUUCAGAGAAGUUUUACAGCAGUUUGAGGAACUGAGUGGGCACUGGGCAGACAGCACUUGAGCUUGUAUCCCUGUGAGGGCACAUUAUUAUGUACCACGGGAAGAUUGCAAGCAGAGCACUUCAAGGGAAAGGCCUUGACACAAUGUGUGACUUAAUUUGAAAUAAAGUUGCUUAGCUUUCAUCAUUAACAUUUUGUAUUUUCCUUUACAUCAAAUUUCCUGGAAAAAUGGCCUUGGUAUAAGCAUUUUUUGUAUCGUAUAAAAAAAUAAAUCAAAGUUUAGUAAAACUUUUUUCCAGAGCUUAAAGCUGAAUGAAAACUGUUUUCUGAUUUGUUUCCUAAAGAAAUGGCCACUUCCCUUCAGUUUACACAUUAUAUCAAGUGUGCAGAACCUUCUUCUGGAGAACAGUGUCUUGGUAUCUUGCUAAAAAUCAUUUGUGUAAUUUCUAGGAACGCAUCAGAAGCUGGGCACAGCUCAGAUUCCAAUGCAGGUUAAAACACUGGUGAUUAUAGUGAGUUAUCUGCUGCUGUUUGGGGUGAGACUGAGUUGUAAAUUGUUCUGAGUAUUCACCAAAUGAUUAGUCUGUGUAUGUAAGAAAGAUUUUCUUUGGGAAACUGGCAUACUGUAGAAUAUAGCUGUCUCAUACCUUCUAGCUGGAACCAUUUGUUUGUUUGAGUCUUGAGCUGUAUUGAAGUACAUGUGUUUAAAGUCAGUGCUGAAAUAAAGCUUUAUAGCUUUCUCUUG
This is a messenger RNA of Eublepharis macularius, 2291 nucleotides long. It is a transcript of the gene SNAP23, whose product is annotated as synaptosome associated protein 23. The transcript has 8 exons. The record is from RefSeq and is a predicted model, not a curated record. The coding region runs from base 202 to 828 and encodes 208 amino acids. Gene Ontology annotation, biological process: exocytosis; synaptic vesicle fusion to presynaptic active zone membrane; synaptic vesicle priming. Lineage: Eukaryota; Metazoa; Chordata; Lepidosauria; Squamata; Eublepharidae. Gene Ontology annotation, cellular component: plasma membrane; synaptobrevin 2-SNAP-25-syntaxin-1a-complexin I complex. Gene Ontology annotation, molecular function: SNAP receptor activity; syntaxin-1 binding.